CCACUUUCACUGGUUGGCAAUGUAGCAUUGGUAAUAUUAGUAACAUUUUAGCAACUCCGUUUAAAAGUUCAGCCUUUAAAUUGUGUUUAUGAAAUUAUGACUCAUUACAUUUUAUGGUUAAGUCACUGUUACCGCUUUUAUUUUGAAAGAAUAUGACCGGAUGUUUUUUGUGUAGCGCGGAACAUGAAAUGUGCUAACAGUCAGCUAUUUGAAUGGGGAUUACGACUAUACCAUGUUAUAUUUCCUGAACAUAAUAUAAUACAGUGUAUGAAUAUAUUGACAUUAUUCUCUGAAAAGGCUCCACUACACUAUAGUGCUAUCUAGCUACCUUUACGGAUAAGCUAACGUUAGUUAGUUUGCUAGCUAGCUUAGCUAACUUGAACAAUGUAACUGCAGUUAAAGUUAGCUAAGUCAGCUAUCUAGCUAGCUUCUUGUGCUAACUAGCUAGCUAGCACAAGAAACCGACUAAAAGUCGAGUCAUGUUUAGAUUUUAUUUUUGUCACAAAAGCCGUUAAGUCGUAUGUAAAUAGACGCUUUAUUGUCCAAUGCUAUUUAAAAUAUGGACAAGUCUACCGUGUUGAACACAGCAGGUGGAGAGGGUGCAGAUACGUGUUUUAUCUGUCUGAGCCUCUUUGAAAAGCAAGCAGUGGCCUCUGUGGACAGCUGCCAGCAUGUCUUCUGCCUUGAAUGUAUUCUGCAGUGGUCCCAGACAGCCAACACCUGCCCAGUGGACCGGAGCCGUUUUGCUUUCAUCUACCACAGAUGGUGUCCUGGAGGGGACAUUCAAAAGAAGAUCAAAGUGAGGAUGAAGAAAAAGGAGGAUGAUGAUGAUGAAGUGGAGGGGAGCAAUGCUGUCAUCUGUGAGGAAUGUGGACGCAGCGACCGCAGGCACCGGCUGCUAGUGUGCAUCCACUGUGAUUCAGGGUGUCAUGUGGAGUGCUUGACACCAUCAUUAAACACAGGCCCUGACGGUGGCUGGAUGUGUGCUGAGUGUGCGCUCAGUCCUCAGCAUACAGACACCUCCGUGGUGGAGGGGGAGAUCAGUGAUGGAGAAUUAACAGACCUCCUAGCUGAAGCAAACGAAACUGGAUCUACCGGCGGUCGCCUUCGGCCCUCCACCGCAAAUCGUCCCAGCGGCUCCCGCGAACGACGACACAGCCAGAGGAUCCAGAGCAGGGCCAGCAGCAAUCCUCAUCCUCGCCCCCAAACCUCAUGGCAUGUGCCUAAAUACCUGUUAGGGGCAUCAACGCCUGCAGUCACAACAGCGCUACAUCCCAGUGAGACCAGCAGUGCGUCAGUCGCAUUAAAGAGGAGAAAAAGAAGGAAGCGUGCAACUUGAGCUCCUGAAGCUUCCGACGAUGACCGCACGGGGGCAGCAUUGUGUUAGCAGUCGGGUGAUGAGUUCCAGCCACAAACAUUGUGCCAAGGCACCUUUUGCUGUUGCUUUAUAUAUUUUAUUCUUUUACCAUGAUAUUUUUGUUUUCCUUUGAAAUAAUAAGGCUGGCAUUAUUCUAUAGUUUUCUUACUGUCAAUAAAUCCCAUGAAUAGACCAAACACAACAAAGCCCAUUCCUACUAAAAACAUACAUUUUACAAAAGAAUAGCUGUAAUUUGU
Messenger RNA from Etheostoma spectabile (orangethroat darter), 1614 nucleotides. RefSeq names its product PHD and RING finger domain-containing protein 1. The transcript has 7 exons. The record is from RefSeq and is a predicted model, not a curated record. Bases 560 to 1339 code for a protein of 259 amino acids. NCBI's taxonomy places the organism in Eukaryota, Metazoa, Chordata, Actinopteri, Perciformes, Percidae.